AUGGUACGAAAGCGAGAUCAGAUAAUUUACAAACUUUCCGACAACGUGAGCGUAUCUUCCAUUGGCGAAGAAAAGCACAAACAGCUCAUGACCGAAAUUGAAGCUCUUCAUAAAGCCACCAUGGCUGCGGCUGCCAAGGCCACCAACACGACGCCACCGCGGACCGAUAUUACCACCAAGGUUAUCGCACCCAAACAAGACGCUAUUGCUGCUACCAUACCUGGAGAAACAUCCACCGCAGAUGCUGAAGCCUUGCAGGAAACGGCUCGCAAACUGAGAGAAGAAUUGGAACAACAGCAACGACAGCAGCAGCACCAGCUACAACGACAGCAAGAACAGUAUUCAUCACCGCAACCUCCGUCAUCGCAACCACUACAUGCGCAUCCACUGCAGGCACAGCCAUUACACGCACGACAACAACAACCGCAACCGAUACAAAUGCAACCAAUACAGGCGCAGCCAUCCCAGGCGCAACCACAAACACAAUUCCGGUCCAACUUAUCUGGUAUGCCGGAAGUCAAAGCGACGCGUAAAUACGUGAAAACUGGAAAGUAUUCGAAAAAGCGACAGCAGCAGCAGCAACAGCAGCAACAACAACAUCAACAACAUGAACAGCAACAGCAGCAACCCCAAGCCCAGAAUCAUACACAAGGACUCACACAGCAACAGUUGCUGGCUUUACAACAGUCGUUGCAAGCAGCAUCCAACACGACAAUGCCAGUGGGAAUGGAUGCAAAUGCCGCGGCGCCGAAUACUCUCAAUACAGCCAAACCGUUUGUUCUGCCGUCCAAUCAAAUGGCAAUGAAACCGAUAUUAACAAAACGAUUACCAGAAGAAGAAUUGCAUCACUUGGAAAUCAAAAGAAGAUUUAACGAAUCACUGGCUUCGGAUCACAAAGCCGUAACACAGCCCGACUACGAGACACCUUUUAGUUCCCUCAAGGACGCCAUCGAUCGUUUACUUCCCUACCACAUAUAUCAAUACCCAAAAGGAGAUCUUAAUGCCAACAAAAUCCCCAUGGAACUGCAAGAUAAAACCAUGCUCGAGAUAUUUAAGUGUCAAACCGAUUUAUUCGAAAAGUACGCGACCGUGAUCAAAAAGAUUGCCAAUAGCGAAGCGUCUACGCCACUCAAGAUUUUGAUCGAGCGUCAACUGUUAGCAGAUCAACGCCAGUUACUCACCGAAGAACAAGCAAAAAUUGCUGCCGAACAAGCCGCUCAACAGCAGGAAAUGCUACGUCUUCAAGCCGAACAAGCGCGUCUGGCAGCAUCGCAACAGCCUGCACCGCCUACUACCAAUACAGGUUAG
This is a messenger RNA of Radiomyces spectabilis, 1308 nucleotides long. RefSeq lists its product as uncharacterized. The record is from RefSeq and is a predicted model, not a curated record. Bases 1 to 1308 code for a protein of 435 amino acids. The transcript has 3 exons. Lineage: Eukaryota; Fungi; Mucoromycota; Mucoromycetes; Mucorales; Radiomycetaceae.